GGGACCCCUGGCUCGCUGCAUGGCAUCUUCUGGAACAUGCUGAAUCCUUAAGAUCCCUGCCUGGGGUGUCCCCAUGGCGACAUGGUGGCGGCUCUGUGUGUGCAGCCUGGGGAUCCUCCUCCUGGCGCCAUGUUCUCUAUCUGAGGAGUUCUCCCUGGCUGGCUCCCUGCACCCUGUGGUGGAGGUAGUUGGCCAGGAUGUGGUGUUACCCUGCCAGCUCUCACCCCCAACCCGGCUGCCCAACAUGGACGUGCACUGGAGGAAAGCUGGACCAGGAUUUAUCCUAGUUCAUGAGUACAUGGAUGUGGAUACCCAGGACCUGCCGGGGGACGGUUACCAGACCCGGACGGAGCUGUUCCUGCAGGAGUUCAGCAGCGGGAACGUCUCCCUGAAGCUGAAACGGCUCCAAGUGGCAGACGCUGGGAAGUACCAUUGCUUUGUGAGGAACCUACAGUGGAAUCUGGAAGCCGUCACUGAGUUACAGGUUGCAGCUGUGGCUCCAGUAUUCAUUGACGUGCUGGGCCCCCGGGGUCAGGGGAUCGGACUGGCCUGUAGAUCUGCAGGCUGGUUCCCCAAACCUGAACUCCGGUGGGUUGGAAAGAACCUGGCAAUGGAGAUUGUGACCAACAUGACUCAGGAUGUGGAGAACCUGUAUAAUGUUGUGAGUCACGUCACUGUCACAGAAGGGGAAGACAAUGGAGACAUCAGCUGCAUAGUGCAGAAUGGCCUGCUGGAGACCGAGAGACAAUCGGCCAUUCACCUCUCAGGUGACAUCUUCCCCCGGGUUUAUCCCUGGCUGGCUGCUUUCUGGGUAUUGUUCACUCUGGUUCUCAUUGCUGCUGGAGCUUGUGCAUAUCUUGGAUACGCAGCGAAGCGAAAAGCCUCUCAGAAGAAACUCUCUAAAGAAGAGGCUCUGUUAACUCUUGAGACUGAGAAGAAGACCUUGGACACAGAAUGCCAGGAUCUGCGUAAGACGAUUGAUGCUGAGAGGAAGGAAUUGGAAUCAGAGUGUGACAAACUGCGUGAGACGAUUGAUGCGCAGAGGAAGGCCUUUGAAACAGAAUGCCAAAAGCUGCGUCAUAUGCUUGAUGCUGAGAGGAAGGCCUUUGAAUCAGAGCGCCAGGAAGUGCGUAAGACAAUUGCAUCUAAGGAAGAGAAGAUCAAGGAACUGGAAUCAGAGCGCCAGAAGCUGCGUGAGACAAUUGCAUCUCAGAAGAAGGGUUGGUUCGGUUAAUGUCCCUGCAGGAGCUCCACUCCAGGCAGGGCGGUCACAGUGCU
Molecule: messenger RNA, 1278 nt
Organism: Mauremys reevesii (Reeves's turtle)
Lineage: Eukaryota; Metazoa; Chordata; Testudines; Geoemydidae
Product: butyrophilin subfamily 3 member A2-like
Exons: 18
Coding region: 74-1234 (386 amino acids)
Source: RefSeq, a predicted model, not a curated record